Messenger RNA from Mya arenaria, 4190 nucleotides. RefSeq lists its product as uncharacterized. The record is from RefSeq and is a predicted model, not a curated record. Lineage: Eukaryota; Metazoa; Mollusca; Bivalvia; Myida; Myidae. Gene Ontology annotation, molecular function: protein binding. Bases 591 to 3347 code for a protein of 918 amino acids. Gene Ontology annotation, biological process: regulation of apoptotic process; signal transduction. The transcript is spliced from 19 exons.
CCUGAAGCACACAGGCAUUUAAAGCAUUUAAUCUCCAGACAUGAACAAUAUUAUGUGUUUCAUUUAACUCUUGUGAAUUUUUCACAAUUUCAAUUUAAAACAUAUUUGCUUUGUAAUUCUGUAUCGAUAUUCGAAAUUGAUUGCAACAUUAAACACAGCUUAUCCACAGUGCAGCAAGCCAAUAGGGUCUGGUAUUGUAAUUCUGUUUAAGCUGUUCGUGUGUCAAUACUUUGGUUUUAAACCCCAAUAUUAAGAAUAUACUUUUUUCUAACCAAUAUUUAGUAUCGAUGUGCUAUUAUAUUGACAAUCGUUAUCUGAAACACUGGACUACUGUGUUUAGUUUAGACAUGUGAAGUAUCCUGGUUUUACACUUCAACGUGGAAUUUUGCUUACUUGGAGGCGACAUGUCAAUUUAUAUCGAUAAGAGAGCAAUAUGACGUAAUUGGGCGCACCGGAACUCCACGAAAAAUACGGACGCCAGAUUUUAUAUUCAGUAACAUCGGUACCGGAAGUUAAAACCACGAAAGCAGACGAUAUGGUAACCGGUUGAGAGAGGACGUAAAUAACGUGCACCCAACUACAUAGCGACGAUGACGUCCGGAGCAGGACGGACGGCGGAUCUUCAGUGUUGCCAUAGGCGCUUGGAAUAUUUAAGCAGUCGUUUGCAGGACCUAGCUCUUGAGCUUGGAGACGGACGAGGAGCUGUGUGGCUGAAAGAAAAUAUGUGGUUCCUGAAGAGACCGCCCCAGUACUUCGACGACGUGCUGUACUCUGUCGGGAAGAUCUGUAACCAUCUCGUAUCUUACCUCACCUUACACAAAGCCAGACUGGUAUCCAGUUUUCCGUUCAUGUCAUAUAUGGGCAUCUUGUACGAGGUCGGGGAAAUAUUUGGUAUCGUCAGGGAUAUGCUGCUCCUUAACCCGCGAGAAACCCUUUCAGUAAAACAGUCGCAGAUCGAGUUAUUCUGGACGGACUGUACGCCGUUUAUAUUUGUGUUCGAAAACAGCAACCAUUUGCUUUUGUCCUCAAAUGAAACGCCAGUAUAUAUACAGGCGCUCCUAGAUCUGGUUCCGGUUGUGAUUCAGGUCGGAAUGUGUAUGUACACGGCACCGGAAGCGCAACUACGAGGGUUUGACUGCUUCGCUGAGACCUGUAUCAGGCUCUCAAAGGCGCUUGUCGAACCAAGCAGCUUUCUAAAUCAGGCAGAGAAGAUGGAGCCAGUCAUCGUGCCAUUUCUACGACAGUGGAUCAUAUUUGCCCUGGAGCUCGUCCAAAAUGGGGUCAAAGUCAGAACGGAUAUGACAAUGAAGCCUCCACUGUCCUCUCGUCUCUCUGAGCAGCUCACUUCCGCUCGACAAGAACGCAACUUCCGGUCCUCAGACCAUAUGGAAAACACUGUGCCAAAAACUCUCAAUGUGCUGUCUCUGUCAAACGACUCGUCCCUUCCAGAUGAAGUUGCGGAGUCGACCCUGGCGCCCCUAAAGGUUCGCAAUUCUUGCCGAGUGCGCGCCUCGUGUCAGCCGUUUCGCUGGAUAGACGUGGCGCGAACACGUGUUUCGCCAUGCCCCAAUGAAAUGAGGAAAGUAGUCAUAGAGGAAAUAAGUUUAAAGGAAAAUCAGAAGAUCAUAUCAGACAUUUUCCUGUUACGCGGUAAACAGCCGGAAACUUGGAAAGGUAUAAAGGUGCACUGUCCACUCACGAAGAGUUAUGACGAGUUGAAACUGAAGCUGUUUGUCAAGGUCAAGGUUGGCGAGGAAUGGCGACCAUUGGAUGCACAGUAUGAUAAGCGGUUUGGCAAAGGCAACUUCCUUGUGUUCAGCGGUUGUAGAAUGGAAGCUUUUGUUGCCAUAGAAGAACGCCCGAUGACGUCACGGCAGGUCGGACCAGAAGGAGGUCGACUUAUGACGACAUAUAAUAACAACAUCGAGGCUGUUGUUCCACCAGGGACAAAUUCUAAACAGCAUCGAGUCACAAUGAUGGUGCAACCCCUGGACGGACCACAGGAGCGUCAAUACCGGGCAUUUUGCCCUGAAGACUUCCGGCAUAUAACUUCCGCUUCUCCGGCCGUAGAGAUAGACGGCGCACCAGUCGAGAGGAAAAUCUCAAUAAAAAUCCCAUUUAACGCCCUAGCUGACCAAAACACAAAAAUAUUGGUGCUAAAAUACACAAACGAGAAGUUGGAGGUGGUUGACGGUGAGGGCCUUCUCCAUCUCAGCAGCGACAACGUGUACACGGUGGAUAACACGUCCAACGGCGGAACAAUGCUGGCAUCGGUGGACUCACAGUCAUACACGGCGGGCACGGAGGCGAACAUACGGCGGGAGAUGGAGGUCAUACUGGGCAGGAAACAGCUCUGUAAACUGCUUUUGUUUGUGGAGAACCAGCAAACCGUACAUCAGGCUGAAAACUUAAACGAGAUUGUCCUCAACGUGGUCUGUACGGAGAAGUUUAGAGUACCCGAAGUGGUUAGGGAUAAAUCAAAAGUUGGAAUGAUAGAACUGCCAAAGAGUCAGUCACCUGAUAGAUUAUUACAGCAAGCAGAUGAGAUUAAAUUAGAAAUCAAAGGCAGUGUGUCGCUCGACCCUGACAUUCCCGAAGAUGCUUACACUUUGACUUACUUGGAAGGGUCAGACAACUAUGUCCGAUUUCCGAUCAGAAUCGCUGACUGCAAUGGCAGGAUCACCUUCGUGUUAAGACUAGGAAGGGAUAACUCAGUGCUACAUACCUUCUUUUGCAAUGUGCAGGACAUAUUGGCCCUGCUUGUUCAGGGGUAUAUAGCCCAGUCCCCUGUCCAUUCUCCCGACCAAGACGACGAAGUCUUUCAUUUCAGCGAAGUUUCAGCCAAAAAUACGAAAGACACCAGUGAGGAAAAAGAGGUGGCGGUUGUAAAAGAUGAGAAGAGGUUAACGCCUCUCUCCCGUGAGUCCACUUCAUCUGAGCUCAUCGAAGAAGACCCGUCACUGGCGCUCGACCAGAUGCGAGAGGCGUCCCUGAAGAUCCUCAACAGAAACAGCCUGGUCAAUCUGGCCAAGCAAGUGAAAAACGACGAGAGCCAUCUGCUGGGGGUCUGUUUGGGGCUGAAACCGGAAAAGCUAUCCAACAUCUACCGGACGUACCGACACAGCGCGUCCCUCGCCUCCUUCUACGUGCUGUAUGAGUGGCGGGGACGCACGACACAGGCGGACCUUGCUGACAGGCUCAUUCAGGCUCUCAAAGACAUCGGUCGUCGAGAUUUGGCUCAAAUCUUGACGGACGUCCGCCAAAGCAACCGCGGCCUGUCCGCUGAAGACUUCGAGCAUCUACGGACAGACAUCCGCCGGAAGUCACACAACACACGCCGCAGCUGAAUUAGAGCUCCUUUGCAUGCUACACACAUGCCGGAAGUCGCACAGCACGCAUCGCAGCUGAUUGGGAGCACCACCUGUAAGCUGAAACCUGAUGAAAGUCGCAGCAGCGCCGCAGCUAUUAAACCUGUUUGGCUAAAAAGUUGCAAUAUUUCACUUACUUUUUUCUUGCAAAUAGGAGCUUAUAUUUCAUUGUUAAAGAAUGCUUUAUACAAUGUAUACGAAAUUUGUGCCAAAGAUUUUGUUAUAAAAAAAAUCUGCAAAACCGUACUCAAUGGUGCAAAACAUUUCACACGUUAAACAGAAGAUGUAUAUGCAUAUGAGUGAUCUCGAAAUUAUCUACAGUCGAACUCCAUUGGCUCAAACUCCCAGUGAUUGGCGAAAAUACCUCGAGCCUCGGAAAAUUCGAGCCACACGGUAAAUUUAACUUUCAGUAUUAAGAAAUCGGUCCUUAUCAUGUAGAUCGAGCCAACGAGGGACUCGAGCCAAGCGAGUUCGAGCCAACGGGGUUUGACUGUAAAUAUGUGUAUUCUAGAUUGAAAGAAGUAUAGAAGAAAUGGUACGUUAUUGAAUAAAUAGUUGUUUGAAAAUGUCCAUAAUUACCUAAUUUUGUUAUUGAUUAUAUGUUAUCAUAUUUCGACAAUAUACAAGAAUUAUCAUAACCGAGUAUGCUGAAAAUGCAUACAGGGGUAGCAAUUUAUGACAGUAUUUAUAAUGUUAUCGUUCUUUUGUUCCUGAAAUUUUGGCAUGUUAUAUAAUGUUCAUAUAAAAUAAUUAAGUGUAUAUAUUUUUAUUUUUUGAUAAACAGGUACUAUAAUUUUAUAAGAAAAGUAAACAAUUUGUUUG